CAUCCUAUCUAUCUAUCCAUUUUCUAUCUCUCUCCCCCUAGAUACCAGAUAACACCGCCAUGUCUAACCUUCCUCACGAGCCCGAGUUCGAACAGGCCUACAACGAGCUUGUCUCGACCCUUGAGAACUCCUCUCUCUUCGAAAAGAACCCCGAUUACCGCAAGGCUCUCGCCAUUGUCUCCAUCCCCGAGCGUAUCAUCCAGUUCCGUGUCGUGUGGGAGGAUGACAACCACCAGCCCCAGAUCAACCGUGGCUACCGUGUGCAAUUCAACUCGGCUCUCGGCCCCUACAAGGGUGGUCUCCGUUUCCACCCUACCGUCAACCUCUCCAUCCUCAAGUUCCUGGGUUUCGAGCAGAUUUUCAAGAAUGCUCUCACCGGUCUGAGCAUGGGUGGUGGUAAGGGUGGUUCCGACUUUGAUCCCAAGAACAAGUCCGACAACGAAAUCCGCCGCUUCUGUGUUGCCUUCAUGACCGAACUUUCCAAGCACAUUGGCGCCGACACUGACGUUCCCGCUGGUGACAUUGGUGUUACCGGCCGUGAGGUUGGUUUCCUGUUCGGACAAUACCGGAAGAUUCGCAACCAGUGGGAAGGUGUCCUCACCGGCAAGGGCGGCAGCUGGGGUGGUUCUCUGAUCCGCCCCGAGGCCACUGGUUACGGUGUCGUUUACUACGUUGAGCACAUGAUUAAAUACGUCUCGAACGGCAAGGAGUCCUUCGCCGACAAGCGUGUUGCCCUCUCCGGAUCCGGUAACGUUGCUCAGUACGCCGCUCUCAAGAUCAUCGAGCUUGGCGGUUCCGUGGCUUCGCUUUCCGACUCCCAGGGUUCGCUCGUCCUCACCGAGCAGGAGGGUACCUUCACUCCCGAGGAGAUCAACCUCAUUGCCGACCUCAAGGUCGAGCGCAAGCAGCUCUCUUCCAUCGCCACCAGCGACAAGUUCUCCAAGAAGUUCAAGUACAUCCCCGGUGCCCGCCCCUGGACCCACGUCGGAAAGGUCGACGUUGCCCUCCCCUCCGCUACCCAGAACGAAGUCUCCGGCGAGGAGGCUCAGGCCCUCAUCGCUGUCGGCACCAAGUUCAUCGCCGAGGGUUCCAACAUGGGUUGCACCCAGGAGGCCAUCGACGUUUUCGAGGCUCACCGUAACGCCAACAAGGGCGCCCAGGCCAUCUGGUACGCCCCCGGUAAGGCCGCCAACGCCGGUGGUGUCGCCGUCUCUGGUCUCGAGAUGGCCCAGAACUCCGCCCGCCUCAGCUGGACCAGCGAGGAGGUCGACGCCCGUCUCAAGGACAUCAUGGCCGCGUGCUUCCAGAACGGUCUUGAGACCGCCAAGGAGUACUGCACUCCCGCCGAGGGCAACCUGCCUUCGCUCGUCGCCGGUUCCAACAUUGCUGGUUUCAGCAAGGUCGCUGCUGCCAUGCACGACCAGGGUGACUGGUGGUAAACUGAUACCACUUAUGAUACCAUUUGAUUUUUAUAUGAGUUUAUGCAUUGUGUUUUUAUUCAGCGGGCUGUACAUAGAGGCGUCGGAUUAGCACUGGUUUGGUUUGGUUAUGUAUAGGUUGAUCAUGGAUAAUGAAUCAUGAUAAAAGUAUUAAAUUCUCU
Messenger RNA from Aspergillus glaucus CBS 516.65, 1600 nucleotides. Its product is annotated as glutamate dehydrogenase. The transcript has 3 exons. The record is from RefSeq and is a predicted model, not a curated record. Gene Ontology annotation, cellular component: cytosol. Lineage: Eukaryota; Fungi; Ascomycota; Eurotiomycetes; Eurotiales; Aspergillaceae. Gene Ontology annotation, molecular function: L-glutamate dehydrogenase (NADP+) activity. The coding region runs from base 60 to 1439 and encodes 459 amino acids.